UUUUCACUCAGACUCUCAGUCUUCUGAAUCACUCGCGAUUCGCGAAUUCCCUUUCUGAAUCACUGGCGAAUACCCUUCCUGAAUCACGCCGUCGCCUUCUCCUCCCCGUCUCACAGCUCGCUGCCUCCUUUUCGUCGGUCAAUGGCUAAGCUUAACUCCUCUCCUUACAAUUAACUAGUUGGAUUUUCACCAAGUUUGAAGGUCAAACAAAGUAUAACUCGAAGCACUGGAAUCUGAGAGCAAGAGCAUAUAGAUAUCUUGUUAUGCAUUGAACAUGCAGAUAGGGUCAACAGUCAUCAUGGACUCUGAGGUACAUCCUCAUCAGGGGAGCUUCUUGGUUCAGGAUGGAGGUCCAGUUGUAGCCCCAACCAUCUCAACUCAUGUCGCACAGCAGCAGCCCAUGAAAAAAACAACACGGCAAUGGGCUGCUUGGACACAUCAAGAGGAGGAAAGUUUCUUUUCUGCGUUACGACAAGUUGGGAAGAAUUUUGAAAAGAUCACUCGACGUGUUCAAAGUAAAAACAAGGAUCAGGUCAGGCAUUAUUACUAUCGUCUUGUGAGGCGUAUGAACAAGCUGCUGGGUCCAGAAUUGUAUUUGGAUUCCAAAAAUUCUAAAGAUACGAAUGCUGCUAUGCUUCGAUGGUGGUCUUUGCUGGAAAAAUAUAGUUGCAAAGCAUCAAAGCUUCACUUGAAGCCCCGAAGGUUUAAGAUCUUUAUAGAGCACUGGUUAGAACACCAACUCCUGAAAGACCGGAAGAAGAGUGUUAGGAAACGGCCUUCUCAGGGGGAAAACUGCCCUCCUAAUGCUCCGAGUACUGUUUCCAAUCAGAAUAGACCAUCAGGACAUGAUAAUCGCACAGUUAAACUGGUUCUUGUUGACAGUCACAAUAUUCAGAAAUUAGGACCUGGAAAAGCAUCAAUGAAGCGCAAUGUAAAUAUAGGUGUUAAUCGUAGCAACAAAGGAGACUCAAGUACCAUGAAACCUGCUAGACAACGACGGAAACCAGGUGCUGUCUCGUCAGUGGCGUAUAAAAAGUGGGAAAAGGCUGCAAUUGCUGGGGUUUCUUUGGUUGCUGAUGCUGCUGAGCACCUGGAGCGAGCAGCAACUGAUAAAGAAGGUCAGCAGCAGGACAGAAGCACUGAAGGGCAAAGCUGCUCUGUUCCUGUUGGAACCGUCCUGUCCCCUAUGCCCACUUUCCCACAAAAAAUUUACGCAGAGAACAAUUGUAUGAAACUUAAACUCCAGUUGUUCCCAAUUGAUGAUGUUACUAGGAGAGCCUUGGAAAUUGAUAAACAUAAUCCACACUUGGAGCUCACUCUUAGUACUCGGAAAAAGAUAUCAUCAGUUUUGGAACACCUAAAUCGCAAAUGGGGGAAUUCAAAUGUAGCAUCGGGAGAGCUAAUGCUUUUCCCUUACAGUGUUCAGAGAGAGAACCUGAUGGGUUAUCCUAGAUGGGCACAAGACUCAGUUGUCAGUGCGGCGGAUGUAUACUCAACAAUUGGAAGCCCUCAAGUUUUUCGUUUAAGGUACGGUUGGUUCUCCAAUACUGAGCUCAGGUCUGUUGAAUUCCAAGCACCUAUAGCAUCUUGCAGCAUUCAAGGGGAGCACAUGAAUGUGGAGAAGAGGAACGAGCAGAUUGUGGAUUCAACUCCUAUAUCUCAUCUAUCAACUAACAAUCAGUCUGUGGAUAAGAACUCUCUUGCUUUGACAUCAACUGAUGAGCCCAAUGAGAUAAGUGGCUAUGUCUCCUCAAGUCCAAACAAUGUGGGGACCCCUACAGAAAUAAGGACAUUGCACAGAAAGGAGGCUGGUGAUCAGAAUACCUCAGUACAUCGGGGAGAUCUGGAUGGCACGCGAUUAAUUAAUGGCAAUUCACUAUCAUCUGGUGAUUGGGCGGAUAGCCUAACCAACAUAAGUGUUGGAGAUUUGCUAGUAGGAGUGUCUCAUGAUUUAGAUUCUAACCGCAUUGAUCCACCUGCUGCUGAAACCUCCCAAUGCCUACAGCAGAUCCCAUUUAGCUGUGAUUCUUUUGAUGCUGUGAUUGCCGCUCAUAUUGCUAGACAGGACAAGAUGGGAUGUCAACAUAUUAUGGAAUCCCAUGUAUCUUCUAUCUGGGAUGCUGAAGAAACAUGUGAUGGCUUCUCAUUUCCAAAGAAUCCUGUUUUCUGUCAAGAAGUUCCUAGUUUACCUGGGGUUGCUCCCCCAGGGCCAUGCAAACAGACAGUUUGUACAAGCUCAGCGGGAUCUGAUCUUAUGGUUGAGGACAUACCUGUCGUUGACAGGCCCAUUGAUCCUCCCCAAGGGGACUGUGUGGACCAGUGUCAGCCGGAUCUACAUAUUGAGAGUUCAGUAAAAGAUUUUAACGCAUUAGCAGAUAUAUAUUGGCCUGAAUCUUUAGGACCAUUAGAUUUGGAGAUGCCGUCCUCCAAAUACAAUAACGAUGAUUUCAUGCUGAGUGAUAGCCUUAGUGGGUUGAACCUUAUUGCCAGCAGUCUUGAUGCAUUUCAAAAUUGCUCCUUUUUCGGGGUGAACAAGAAAGAAGCAACACCAUCAGCCGAAGGUCGAGAAACUGCAUCCUUUUCAGAUUUCAAAAUUGGCAACGGAGUUUGAUACGUGCCAAAUCGGACAACAGCGUAACACCCUUCUAAUUGCGGGGCUUCAAUUGGAGUUCAGUGACUUUAACGUUUUCUCAGUUUAGCUCUGACUUGAGGAUUGCAUGCUAAAGGUGCCCCUGCGAGCCCGAAUCGAAAACCGAACCUUUUAUGUGUACAAUUCUCUGAUCAAAAGGUCGUAAUUUGUACAAAUGUAGAGAACUUGUAUUUUGGAUUUUUAUUUUUUUACUUUCUUUUCCUUCUGUAAAUUGUAUUUCAUAACUGAUGUACGACCUACUGCAACCUGACCAGAUGAACCUGGUUGUCUCAAACCCUAAGGUUGGCAGUGUUAUUUGUACAUUCGUUCCUACUCAAUGUUUAUCAUCUUUUGCUGUGAAUUUUUAUCACAGAUACAGUUUAUAAAUAACUAUUUCCGGUA
This is a messenger RNA of Pyrus x bretschneideri (Chinese white pear), 3031 nucleotides long. RefSeq names its product TSL-kinase interacting protein 1. Gene Ontology annotation, molecular function: chromatin binding. Gene Ontology annotation, biological process: pattern specification process. The record is from RefSeq and is a predicted model, not a curated record. Gene Ontology annotation, cellular component: nucleus. NCBI's taxonomy places the organism in Eukaryota, Viridiplantae, Streptophyta, Magnoliopsida, Rosales, Rosaceae.